This is a messenger RNA of Pterocles gutturalis (yellow-throated sandgrouse), 2298 nucleotides long. It is a transcript of the gene CDC27, whose product is annotated as cell division cycle 27. Lineage: Eukaryota; Metazoa; Chordata; Aves; Pterocliformes; Pteroclidae. The transcript is spliced from 17 exons. The record is from RefSeq and is a predicted model, not a curated record. Gene Ontology annotation, molecular function: protein binding. Gene Ontology annotation, biological process: cell division.
AUGGCAAGCACUUAACCACUAUGCUUACCGUGAUGCCGUGUUCCUCGCAGAGAGAUUAUAUGCAGAAGGCUUGCAGAAGGAGAGCAGAUCUUAUCUGGUGGAGUGUUGAAUAAACAGAAAAGCCAUGAUGACAUUGUUAUGGAGUUUGGUGACUCUGCAUGCUUUACGCUCUCUUUACUGGGACAUGUCUACUGCAAGACAGACCGGCUUGCCAAAGGAUCAGAAUGUUACCAAAAGAGCCUUAGUUUAAAUCCUUUCCUCUGGUCCCCUUUUGAAUCGCUGUGUGAAAUAGGUGAAAAACCAGACCCUGACCAAACAUUUAAAUUAACGUCUUUACAGAACUUCAGCAGCUGUCUGCCCAACACUUGCACAACAUUGGUGUCUAAUCACAACAUAUCCCACAGACAGCCUGAGACUGUCCUAAUGGAAACGCCGCAAGACACAAUUGAGUUGAACAGAAUCAACUUAGAAUCCUCCAAUUCAAAAUACUCCUCUCUGAACACAGAUUCUUCCAUGUCUUACAUUGACUCGGCUGUAAUUUCACCAGAUGCUGUCCCUCUUGGGUCAGGAACUGCCAUAUUGUCUAAACAGGCUCAAAAUAAACCAAAAACUGGGCGGAGUUUACUGGGGGGACCUGCAGCUUUGAGCCCCCUAACUCCGAGCUUUGGAAUUUUGCCACUAGAAACCCCAAGCUCUGGAGAUGGAUCGUAUUUACAAAACUACACAAACUCUUCUGCUGUAAUUGAUGUGCCAUCCACAGGAGCACCUUCCAAGAAGACUGUCAGCAGGAUAAGCCAAGCUGGAACAAAAUCUGUCUUCUCACAGAGCGGAAAUAGCCGGGAAGUCACUCCAAUUCUUGUUGCACAAACACAGAGCUCUGGCCCGCAGACGAGUACAACACCUCAGGUAUUGAGCCCAACAAUUGCUGCUCCACCAAACGCACUGCCUCGAAGAAGCUCUCGCCUGUUUACUAGUGAUAGCUCUACAACAAAGGAAAAUAGCAAAAAAUUAAAAAUGAAGUUUCCACCUAAGAUUCCAAACAGAAAAACAAAAAGUAAAACAAAUAAGGGAGGAAUAACUCAACCAAAUUUAAAUGACAGUUUGGAAAUUACCAAACUGGACUCUUCCAUCAUUUCAGAAGGGAAAAUUUCUACUGUCGCGCCACAGAUCCAGGCUUUUACACUACAGAAGGCAGCAGCAGAAGGUUUGAUGAGCCUUCUCCGUGACAUGGGGAAAGGUUAUUUAGCCUUGUGUUCGUACAACUGUAAAGAAGCGAUAAAUAUUUUAAGCCAUUUACCAUCCCACCACUACAACACUGGCUGGGUGCUGUGCCAAAUUGGGAGAGCUUACUUCGAACUUGCAGAAUACAUGCAGGCUGAGAGAAUAUUUUCAGAAGUAAGGAGGAUUGAAAACUACAGAGUAGAAGGCAUGGAGAUCUACUCAACUACGCUGUGGCAUCUGCAGAAAGAUGUUGCCCUUUCAGUUCUUUCAAAGGAUUUGACGGACAUGGAUAAAAACUCACCAGAGGCAUGGUGUGCUGCAGGAAACUGUUUCAGCCUGCAACGAGAGCAUGACAUUGCAAUCAAGUUCUUCCAGAGAGCCAUCCAAGUUGAUCCGAACUACGCGUAUGCCUACACCCUGCUGGGACACGAAUUUGUGUUAACAGAAGAACUAGACAAAGCAUUAGCCUGUUUCAGAAAUGCAAUCAGAGUCAACCCUAGACACUAUAACGCAUGGUAUGGGUUGGGAAUGAUUUAUUACAAACAGGAAAAAUUCAGUCUAGCAGAAAUGCAUUUCCAGAAAGCACUUGAUAUCAAUCCUCAGAGCUCAGUCUUACUGUGUCACAUUGGAGUCGUCCAGCACGCACUGAAAAAAUCUGAAAAGGCUUUGGAUACUUUAAACAAAGCUAUUAACAUUGACCCCAAGAACCCACUAUGCAAAUUCCAUAGAGCUUCUGUAUUAUUUGCAAAUGAAAAAUACAAGUCUGCUUUACAAGAACUUGAAGAACUGAAACAGAUUGUUCCCAAAGAGUCUCUUGUUUACUUUUUAAUAGGAAAGGUUUAUAAAAAACUGGGUCAAACCCAUUUGGCCCUAAUGAAUUUCUCCUGGGCAAUGGACUUAGAUCCCAAAGGAGCCAAUAACCAGAUCAAAGAGGCCAUUGACAAACGUUACCUUCCCGACGAUGAGGAGCCAAUCACUCAAGAAGAGCAGAUCAUUGGCACAGACGAAUCCCAAGAGAGCAGCAUGACGGAUGCAGACGACACGCAGCUCCACGCAGUUGAAAGUGAUGAAUUUUAA